AUGCGUUCUUUCCUUCUACCAGUCCUUUCAUUUACACUUGGCCUCGCCGCUAGUGCGAUUGCCGACCCCAUAAUAUCUCGUUGGCAGCUUCACGAAAAACGUUCCCAUAUACCCGAAGGAUGGACCCGCGAGCAAACGCUCGAUCCUUCUGCCUCGAUUCCUUUGCGAUUUGCGCUUGCCCAGCCAAAUAUCGAGCACAUCGAAGCGCUGCUCUACGAAGUUUCGCAUCCUGACUCACCCAAUUACGGGAACCAUUGGUCUCCAGGUCAGGUUGCAGCCAAGUUUGCGCCAAGUACCGAAUCUAUCGAGACCGUGCGCACAUGGUUGAUCGAAAGCGGUGUGGAACCCCACCGCGUAAAAAUCUCACCUACGAAGGGGUGGCUCGAAGUCGCUUCUACUGUCGAAGAGGCUGAAAAUCUCUUGCUUGCUGAAUACCAUGUUUACAAUCAUGAAACGGGUACAAAACAUAUCGCCUGCGACAGUUAUCAUUUGCCAGAGCAUGUCGGCCCGCAUGUCGACUUUGUGACACCGACCAUUCAUUUUGAUGUCAAGAUCCGGAAGCGUAAUCAACACAAUAAAGUCUCGAUCGGCCAACCUGGUCAGGGUAGCGGUCCCAAGACGAGCGGUGUAGUCCAAGACAUCAUCAGUCAACUCAAGGAUUGUGAUAAGCAGACCACGCCAAUUUGCUUGAGGACGCUAUAUGGACUUUGGUAUGAACCAGUCUCCGGUAAAAACAACAGUUACGGAAUUGUGGAGUAUACCCCACAGGCCUAUCUUCAGUCUGAUCUCGAUAUGUUCGCGAAGAACUUUUCAACUGGUCUCGAAGGUGUUUCUCCUACGAUGGUUUCAAUAGAUGGAGGCUACCUCCAGACUACAAACAUGUCUUUUGACUACAAUGGGGAAUCUAACCUCGACCUCCAGUAUGGGAUGACCCUGGUAACAAAGGGACAAGACGUCACUCUUUAUCAAGUUGGAGAUGCAGUUGAAGGUGCUUCUUUCAAUAACUUCCUUGAUGCCCUGGAUGGAGACUAUUGCACUUAUGACGGCGGCGAUGACCCCUCUCAGGAUCUUGUUUAUCCUGACACCGCCAGUGGCGGAUACACAGGCGCUGAGGAUUGCGGAACUGUCAAGCCCGCCAACGUCAUUUCCACGUCCUACGGAUACAAUGAGGCUGACCUCUCUGCCGCCUAUGCUAUUCGCCAAUGCAAUGAGUACGCGAAACUCGGCCUCUUGGGCGUCACCGUCCUCUACAGUUCGGGAGAUUGGGGCGUUGCAGGCAGUAACGGGCACUGUUUGAAUCCCGAUGGUACUCAGACCGCAGAUGGUGCAAUCUUCAAUCCCGCCUUCCCUUCUACAUGUCCAUAUGUCACUUCGGUGGGUGCCACUCAAGUCAGCCCCGGCCAGUCUGUAUGGGCCCCCGAAAACGCGUGUGAGCAGUUCAUCUACUCUGGCGGUGGAUUCAGCAACUACUUUGGUAUGCCCGACUAUCAGAAGGGAGCGGUCGAAGGGUACCUAGCAGCUAAUCCGAUCUCGUAUUCGAAGAAUAUUUACAACUCCACCGGAACGUCCCGCGCAUAUCCCGAUCUUUCUGCCAAUGGAGCGAACUACGUCGUUGCUGUUGAUGGUAACUUCACUCUCAUCUACGGAACGUCUGCAUCUACACCUGUCGUCGGUGCUAUCUUGACCAUGGUGAACGACGCUCGCCUCGCGCUCGGUAAAUCAACGCUCGGGUUCAUCAACCCUACUAUCUACUCUGUUGAUUUCGCAGGGAGUUUUAAAGAUGUCACCAACGGAACGAAUCCGGGGUGUGGCACUGUGGGAUUCAAUGCGACCAAAGGUUGGGAUCCUGUCACUGGCCUCGGGACGCCCUACUUUCCUUCACUGCUUGCCAAAUGGUUGGCUCUCAAGUAA
Suillus paluster is the source of this 1911-nucleotide messenger RNA. RefSeq names its product peptidase S8/S53 domain-containing protein. Gene Ontology annotation, biological process: proteolysis. The record is from RefSeq and is a predicted model, not a curated record. Gene Ontology annotation, molecular function: tripeptidyl-peptidase activity; serine-type endopeptidase activity. NCBI's taxonomy places the organism in Eukaryota, Fungi, Basidiomycota, Agaricomycetes, Boletales, Suillaceae. The transcript is spliced from 9 exons. Bases 1 to 1911 code for a protein of 636 amino acids.